Bacillus rossius redtenbacheri is the source of this 890-nucleotide messenger RNA. RefSeq names its product RWD domain-containing protein 1. The coding region runs from base 80 to 781 and encodes 233 amino acids. Lineage: Eukaryota; Metazoa; Arthropoda; Insecta; Phasmatodea; Bacillidae. Gene Ontology annotation, molecular function: protein binding. Gene Ontology annotation, biological process: cytoplasmic translation. The transcript has 5 exons. The record is from RefSeq and is a predicted model, not a curated record.
CUAUAUCUUUGGUUAUGUCUGCCGCAUGUAGAUGUUGUUGUUGAAUGUCAUAUGUAAACGCGUUUUGAACCUUUAAAAGAUGGAUUAUAAAGAAGAACAAACAAACGAAAUAGAGGCCCUUGAUUCCAUAUACUGUGGAGACAUGGAAAUAAUCUCCACCAGGCCGCUCCACAAGUUCGUGAUCCCGAUAAAGUCGGAAGAGUACGAGCCGGACGGCGCGGACGGCCUGUCGUGCAGCCUGAGGUUCGAGUACACGCCCCGGUACCCGGAGGAGCCCCCGGGAGUGGACGUGCUGGACGGGGAGAACCUCCGGGAGGACGACGAGCGGCUGCUGAGGGAACACAUCCUGAGAGAGGCAGAUGAAAAUCUGGGCACCGUCAUGAUCUUCACACUAGUGUCGUCAGCGCAAGAGUGGCUGAACACCAAGUGGGAUGAAAUCAAGAAACAGAAAGAAGAAGCAGCCACGAAAAAAGCCAAAGAAGUGGAGGAAGCUGAAAGAAAGCGGUUCGAAGGCACGCGAGUGACGGUGGAGUCCUUCAUGCAGUGGAAGGAGCAGUUCGACGCGCAGUUCAACGCCCACAGGAACCAGGAGAAAGAAGACAAGGAGGGCAGGAAGCUGACCGGGAAAGAACUGUUUUACGCCGACAAGACGCUCAUCGAAUCCGAUCUCAAGUUCCUGGAAAAUGGAGAUUCUAUAAAGGUUGAUGAAUCAUUAUUUCAAGACCUGGAAGAAUUGGAUCUUGCCGAAAUAAAUGAUUUGGACGAUGAAGAUGACUCUUGAAGUUUGUUUUUAUCAACCGUAUUUACAACAUACACCUGAAUGAAUGGGGAAGACAAUUGUGUACAUAUAUAAUUUAAUAAAAGAAUAGACUAUGUUUGUUUUAUUAAAA